This is a messenger RNA of Ostrea edulis (European flat oyster), 6165 nucleotides long. RefSeq names its product dual specificity tyrosine-phosphorylation-regulated kinase 4-like. Gene Ontology annotation, cellular component: nucleus. The coding region runs from base 783 to 2927 and encodes 714 amino acids. The transcript is spliced from 17 exons. Gene Ontology annotation, molecular function: ATP binding; protein serine/threonine/tyrosine kinase activity; protein serine/threonine kinase activity. NCBI's taxonomy places the organism in Eukaryota, Metazoa, Mollusca, Bivalvia, Ostreida, Ostreidae. Gene Ontology annotation, biological process: peptidyl-threonine phosphorylation; peptidyl-serine phosphorylation. The record is from RefSeq and is a predicted model, not a curated record.
AUUCUCCGCAGUAUGUUUCAUUAUAGACAGUCUGCUGAACUUGUUUACCCAUGUUUUGUACAGUGAGUGAUUGAACCUCAUCACGAACUCCACAGUUUUAUUAGGACACAAACUCCACAAUUUAUUAGGACACGGAUUGCAAUUUGUAUGGCAGUAUGUUAAAAAGUAGCAAAGUUGUAAAGAGAGGCUUUAACUCAGGGAUCAACUUUUAAUUUGUUUCGGACAUGUUUAUACAAAAGUUGAUAAGUUAAAACUCACGUAAGUGUUCGGAUGUACCAAUGAAAAUAUUUAAAAACCAUUUUGGAGUUAACAACUGAGAUAUGAUAAUGAAGAUAAUUGACUGUCACCUGGAAAAUUGAGUGUUCACCGACUUUUCUUCAAUGGGGAACUUUUCAUGUACCAGGGUACUUAUUGCAAUUUGAUGUGACUUGGUGCAAGAGGAUGUCAUUUUCAGAUCAGCAUUUGAUUGCAACAUUAAUUUUGUAAAUUUUGAUAAGAGAUCUUUCAGUAUUGAGAAAACUUGGAAAGUUCAUGGUUUACAAGCUCACCUGAGUCAGUCAGACAUUGUUGAAUUUUGCUAAAUGAGGUCAAAUAAAUAGGAUGAAUCAGUCUCUAGAGGAUCCUGAGCAUUUCUGUCACUAGAGGAACAGAUUUCAGCUCACCUGAGCAUUUCUGUCACUAGAGGUAAUUAUUUCUGUUGUAACAGUCCUUGGAUAGAUGUGUGCUAAACUGAAGCUGUUGGUAAAAUCUGCACAGUGCUCUCCAUCAGCACAGACAUACCCAUGUCUAAACCAGGAAAAAAGAAAAGCCUGAGGUUGGGAGAUUUAGGUCUCCCCCUCACUAUGAAUAUGUCCUACCUGAAAAUGCUCCUUAAGAAGGAGCGCGAUAAAGAUCCCAGAUAUAAAAGAAUGAAGGAACGGUCUCGGAUUGACCAUAACUCGAAGCACCAGUUUGUGCAAGCCCUGCAACCUCUACAACUGCCAUUCAUAGUCCCAGUACCCACACAAAGCCCUCAACAUGCCAACAUCCAGCAGCGGUCAAAUCGACUGAAUGCUGAUGGCAGUAAAUACCAGACCUCAUCUCAACAGAUCCCCACCAAACAGCCCUCCUCCCACCACACCACCCACCACACCAAUCAGAACAAGCACAAGGCAGGGGUCUCCUACACUGAGGGUGGUAAGCUGGUGGCUGCUGUAGCUCCCACAACAACACUCCCUCAGCUUGGCCACCAGAACGAACUGAAGAACGCUCACCAGAAGCAACACCAUGAGAAUGACUCGAGCACUCUCCCCCAGCUCAACAAGAAAAGUGAAUCGUACACUCGUCAAAGUUCCUACUCUACUAUCAACACAGGUACUCCUGACAGGACAAAGAGGGAUGCUUAUGGGAACAAGCUGCCAAUGACUCCGGGAGAGGCUCUUAAGCAGUUUAGAAGUAAAUUGACAGCUUUUGAACAGACAGAGAUCCUAGAUUACCCAGAAAUUUGGUUCCUCGGCCUUGAAGCAAAAAAGAUCGAAGGUGUUCCCGGUGGAGCUCAGAACAAUGGAUACGAUGAUGAAAAUGGAUCUUACAUCAAGGUCAUGCACGACCACAUGGUGUAUCGAUAUGAAAUUCUUGAAGUGCUGGGUAAAGGUUCGUUUGGUCAAGUGGUCAAAUGCUAUGACCACAAGACAGAUCAGAUGGUAGCUGUCAAAAUUAUCAGAAAUAAGAAAAGAUUCCACCAUCAGGCACUGGUGGAGGUAAAAAUUCUCGAUGCUCUUCGGCGGCGAGACAAAGACAACCAGUUUAAUAUCAUCCACAUGGGGGAAUACUUCUACUUCCGAAAUCAUCUCUGUAUCACAUUUGAGCUCAUGGGGAUGAACCUAUAUGAGUUAAUCAAGAAGAACAAUUUUCAGGGAUUCAGCAUAGCUUUAAUUCGUAGAUUUGCCUUCUCUCUCCUGCAAUGCCUUAAAAUGUUGCACCGAGAGCGAAUCAUUCAUUGUGACCUGAAGCCAGAAAACAUAUUACUACGACAACGAGGUCAAAGUUCAAUUAAAGUUAUAGAUUUUGGAUCCAGCUGCUAUGAGCAUCAAAGAGUGUACACAUACAUCCAAAGUCGAUUUUACCGGUCCCCUGAGGUGAUCCUAGGAUUACCUUACUCCAUGCCUAUCGACAUGUGGAGCUUUGGUUGUAUUCUGGCAGAGCUGUACACAGGAUACCCUCUGUUUCCCGGGGAGAAUGAGGUAGAGCAGCUGGCCUGUAUUAUGGAAGUCUUGGGGCUCCCUAGUGGAAACGUCCUGGACCAGGCCACCAGGCGCAGGCUGUUCUUUGAUUCUAAAGGCAACCCCAGAUGUAUAACAAACAGUAAAGGAAAGAAGAGGAGGGUGGGGUCCAAAGACCUCCAACAGGCCGUCAAGACGUGUGAUGCCAACUUCCUGGACUUCAUAAGGCGGUGUUUAGAGUGGGACCCAAACAUUCGGAUGACACCAGAGGAAGCACUGCAGCAUGACUGGAUCAAAGAAGGCCUGGUGAACCGUAAGGCUAGAGAUUCCAACCGAUCACAGCAGAAAGCCUCCCAUCGCCCAUCCCCAGCUGUGUCGGACCAGAACAGCGAAUCUUACAAACCUACAGACCCGUACAAAGUGCCAGCACAGGUCCCAGGCAAAGAACGGCAAAAAAGUGAAGAAUGGAAAGUGAAUCUGAAAGAGAGAAAACAGAGUGCCAAAAGGGUACCCCCCGUGGGGGCCUCAGCCGAGCAUACUCACGACGAACACAGUGCUAGAGCUCCCAGUGCCAAGAGCAACAAGGGCAGUGCCAGAAAGGACGACAGCCACACCGUGGUCACUGAGGAGGUCAAGAACCUGGCUGGAGGUCACGCCCCAUACCACCCCAAGGCUGACAAUCACCCCACAGAGGACUCCAAAUUCUUGCCACCAAUUGGGAAAUGAUCCUCCCUCUCACGGAAGUGACAAGAUUUCCUGUGUUAUUGUCUCCUUGCUCUUGAGAUGAACAUUGAAAUAUUAUAUGGCAGAAAAUUAUGCUUGCAUACUGAGGCUUGUACCAGUUAUAUAUUUUUGUCUGAUACACACUAUACACAUAAACAUGUACAUGGCCAUUUUUCAAUUAUUUAGGAAAAUUCAUCUUGCUGCAAAUUUAAUUAUUGAACUCUAAAUUGCCUUUCCAGUGUGGCAUUUUUGCAGAUUUUACUCCAAAGCAUCCGUCCAUUGCAUUUUAAUUUUUCACUGCAUGUCCAUAACAGUUUUUGAAAACAUUUUUACAAAAGAUUAAAGCCAGAUAUUUUUUCUCAAGAGCAUAAGUCACCUGACCAGUAUUAUUAUUUACAGUACUUACAGUGCGAAUACGUCGAUCCUUGUGAUCAGUAUUUAGUAGACCAAUGCAUGCAGUCUUUACGUCCAGAAUGUGUAAUUGUUCUAUGUGCAACAUGUGUAUUUAUUUUUUAACAGUUUUUACUGAAUGCAUUUAAGUAUAAGCACAUUGUAUUUGCAUUUAAAAUUACCUUUUUAUAGUCAUUGUACAUGUUAAGACAUUUUGUUAAAUAUUAUGCUCAAUCCAGUCUCUAUCCAUUGUAUGUACUGCAUUGUGUAUCCGUCCAGUGUUCGAUGGUAGGUCAUGUGAUACAUAUAGGUCACAUGAUAAGUAUAAGGUCAUGUGAUACAUUAUCUUGCAGGCCAAUGGUAUACAUACUGAUUAUAUAGUGAUAAACCUUUUCUAUAUUUUAGACAGGGUACAAUAUAUAUUGUAAUAAAAAUUGAUUUAAAAAGUGAAAUAUAUAAGUAAUACCAGUUCAUGUACAUUUAUUAAUCUUUUAAAAAAAAUGUAUGAAAUAAUGUUAUUUUAGUGAUAUAAUUUAAAGAGCAUAUUUUGUGCAUUUUUACUUGUGAAUUUUUUUUUUUUUUUCACAAACGAAGUUUGUGGGGGGGGGGGGGGGGUGGAAUACUGGACAUAAUUUGUCCAGAGUAUAUCUUAAACACAGUGAGACAGAUUUGAUUAAAACUUUGUCAAUAUCUUAUUUGAAUAAUGAAGUUGUGCACCUGCUAUUUUGAUUGAGAUUUUUUAUCAUUCAAGGAAGUUAGAUAUUUUUUUUCCAAUGGGUGGGUGGGGGGGGGGGGUGUUGUGUUAUGUUGUCAUUGUUCAGAGUAUAUAUCUUAACAACCAUUUAUUCUCCAAAGAGCAUGAAUUCACCAUUUCCCACCUUCCAAUGUGUCUUGUGAGGGGUGUUAAUUCCAUUAGGACAGCUCUAGAUUUAGUUAUGCCAAUGCAGAUGUACUUUCUGUGUUUGUUUUGAUAAGAAUUUAGGAGGUAGAGUUUGACUGAUCCACAUUUUCAAGUCUUACAAUAUCAAAUUACUGAUACUUAAGAAAUUUUUUGAUGUGUAGAUUUAUUCAAAAUAACAUAUAUUUUUUUAGCUCGCCAGAACGGCUGUCCGGAGAGCUGUUAUGACCCCGGAGUCAGUGUCACACUUUAAGGAAACAAGUUUUACCUGGGCCAUAUCUUUUGAACCAAGGGGAAUAGGGUUUUGAUAAUUUACAUAUAGAUGCCUCAUGAAGAGACCUAUGUUUUGAUACAGACAUUAAACCUAAUGACCUUUGCCUUGAACUUUGACCUACUUUUCUAAAACUUUAACCUGGGCUAUAUUUUUUUAACCGAGAGGGAUAGGGCUUUGAUAUUUCAAAUAUAGAUGCCUCAUUAGGAGACUUUUCUUUUGUUACCAGAACUGUUGACCCUAGACUUUACCUUCUUUUCAAAAACAUUAACUAUAUCUUUUGAACUAAGGAGUUAAGGAUUUGAUAUUUCAAAUUUAGAUGCCUCAUGACCAGGCCUUUUGAUAUGGUAUCGAGACCCUUGACCUAGUAACCUUGGACUUUGAUUUAUUUUUUAACCUUUUGAACUAAAAGGGAUUGGCUAAGUAGAAUCAUGCUUCCCGGCGAGCUAUGUUGUUUUUUGACAACUCUUGUUAUACGUUCUGAUUGAAUUAUACACAAAUUCUUUUAUCCGGGCAUUUUUUAUUUUGUUUCUACUGAAAAUGAUGUAGGCUUAAAUACUGGAUUUUGCGUAAGUGGAGGUACUGUAUAAUGUUAGAGAUAUGUAUGCUUGUAAAUGUGGUUCACCAAAUAUCUAGUCUACAAACUAGUUAUUCAGAAAGUCAUCAGGGAAAAUUAGUGUAGUUCAUUAGAGAAGCCCAGAAUUGUUAUGAAGUGCUGAGAAAUUCCUGUCCUUAGAACAUUAUGUGAAUUGGCGAGUAAAUCUCGAGACAAAGUUUUAGUCUUUUAGUUGAUGGUUCUUCGUUUUUUUUUUUUUUUUGGUUUUCGCUGAUGUUAAGGAAGGAUUGAUUAAUUAAAUGACAUGUACCUAGAUUUCAGAAACAGUAAAGUUGUAGGUACUAUAUAGCUGUGGUGACUAUGUAUCAGUAAAUGGUAUAUUACUGUAUCAGUUAAGCAUCUUCCAUGAUCAGAUAUUGUGAUAAUCUUUGUGCAAUAUACAUUUUAGGUUAGAAUUUUACAUCGUCUUUUGAGAGUCUUCAAUGUAUAGAUAUGUACAGUACUUACAAAAUGGACUGUAGAUAGUUCUUAGAAAGAGAAAUUACAGUAUUUAUUAUCAAAGAAAACAAGCAGGGAUGACUUGUCAAAAUAAAAAUCCAAGAUUUGUUUGUUUACAACUUAACAUUUCAACACACCGUUUUGUGUCAGUGUUAUUUAUUAUAUGUUGGUUUUUGUUUUGUUUUUUCAAUACAUUUUAUGUCAUUCAUGUAACUGUGUGUGUGUAUAUAUAUAUAUAUAUAUAGAUGAUGAAAUUCAGAAUUAUACAUUCAAUAAACAUUUGUUUACCACUAGCAAUUUCUCCAUGUUUUUAUGUUUCAUCAGGCAGUUCAAAUAUAAUACAAAAGUUGUUUGAAGUGACAUGGAGAAAGUGCUAGCACUAAGCGAUUGUUUUUUUUUAAUUGACUGUAUCAUUCUGAUUUUCGUCAACUAUAAAAAGAGCAGUGAUAUCUUCUAUAAAAUAAUCUGAUUGAAUCAACUAGAAUCAAACAAGACGUUCUUGCUGAUUCAUUUAAAGCAUUCCACUGUGUAAGUGAAGGAAUCCUUAUAAACUAUUUCUUGUUAAAAUUUGUUAUGUUUGUGUGAUGAAGUUAUGGUGAACAAAAUCUAUAAAGCCAACAAAAUGAUG